Molecule: messenger RNA, 7971 nt
Organism: Tetranychus urticae (two-spotted spider mite)
Lineage: Eukaryota; Metazoa; Arthropoda; Arachnida; Trombidiformes; Tetranychidae
Gene: rhea
Product: Talin_middle and talin-RS domain-containing protein rhea
Biological process (GO): cell-cell adhesion; actin cytoskeleton organization
Cellular component (GO): cytoskeleton; cytoplasm; plasma membrane
Molecular function (GO): structural constituent of cytoskeleton; integrin binding; actin filament binding
Source: RefSeq, a predicted model, not a curated record
AUUGUUUGUUGAUCAUCCUGUUGCUUCAAUGUGAACUAUUGUUUUCAUCAUUAUCAUCAUCCAAAGUAUAUCUACUCAUUUAAAACGAAUCAUUUCGAAAGGAUAAAAGUUAAUCAAUAACGAAAUAUGGGGGAAACAAUGGAAUUAAAACGUAAGAUGAGGCCACUUCGAAUCCGAAUGUUGGAUGGAUCAGUAAAAACGGUUCUUGUUGAUGAAUCCCAAACAGUGGCCAAUCUAAUGGUAGUUAUUUGUACUAAAAUAGGUAUAACAAAUCACGACGAGUAUAGUUUGGUCCGGGAAACUGCUGAUGAGCCCAAAGAAUCUGAUUAUUCAACUCGAACGUUGACACUUCGCCGUGAAAAACGUGACAAAGAUAAAACGUUAGACCGAACGAUGGAACAGUUGAAGAAAAAGUUGAAGACUGAUGAUGAUCUUGAUUGGGUUGACCAUUCAAAAACUUUAACUCAACAGGGAAUUGGUGAAGAUGAAACAUUACUUUUGAGACGUAAAUUUUUCUUCUCUGAUUCCAAUAUUGAUUCGGGUGAUCCAGUACAGUUAAAUUUAUUGUAUGUUCAAACUCGUGAUGCUAUAAUUAAUGGAACUCAUCCAGUGACUCAAGAUCAAGCGGUUACCUUUGCUGGUAUUCAGUGUCAAAUACAGUUUGGUGACCAUUCAGAGGCAAAACAUCGACCAGGUUUUCUUGAUCUCAAGGAUUAUCUUCCCAAGGAAUGGGUUAAAGUAAAAGGAAUUGAGAAACGUAUUUUCACUGUACAUCGUCGCCAAUUUGGUCUCACUGAGCUUGACGCUAAAGUUAAAUAUGUUCAGCUAGCUCGAUCAUUGAAAACUUAUGGAGUAACCUUUUUUCUGGUUAAGGAAAAAAUGAAGGGUAAAAACAAAUUAUCACCAAGACUAUUAGGAGUAACUAAGGAUUCAGUUUUACGCUUGGAUGAGAGGACCAAAGAAAUACUUGAAACAUGGCCGUUGACCACAGUAAAACGAUGGGCUGCCUCACCAAAUUCAUUCACUCUCGAUUUUGGAGACUAUUCUGAUUCCUAUUAUUCAGUCCAAACAGGGGAAGGUGAACAGAUAUCUCAAUUGAUAGCAGGUUACAUUGAUAUCAUCUUGAAAAGGAAAAAGGCCAAAGACCAUUUUGGUAUUGAAGGUGAUGAAGGUUCAACCAUGGUGGAAGAUUCAGUUGCUCCUUAUAAAGCUACGAUACUUCAAUAUCAACCUGCACCAUUACCAAAACUAGCUCAACCCGAAGUUAACUCCAUUGCCAUGCCUGCUGUCCUUAGAGCGGCCACUAAGGAACCUGAAAUAUUCGUUGAACGAUCUAUACCUCCAGUUCAAAUGACUACGAUUAAGGGUCAUGCUCAUGUCGGUCAUGUACCAAGUAGUGAAGUUAAGAAACCGGCUAUCCAUUCAACUGGACUUUCAGGACCUCAGAGAGCUCUAUUGUCAACAAUUGAAGCUGGUAAAGAGGUUAUUAAAAAGGCUGAAAAAGAGUUAUCAUCUAAGGCUAGGUUACCUGAUAUUGGUAAUGACCCAAGUGCCAAAAAAUGGAAACAAAGUCAAAUGGAUGUCAAAAAACAAAACGUAGCCUCUCAAUUAUCUGCGAUGAAUGCAGCUACCGCUCAAUUAGUAACAUUAACUGGAGUUCCACCAAAGGAAUUGGAAACAAUGGCACCUGCUAUUGGAGCAGCUGUAUCGACCAUUACAUCCAAUUUACCAGAAAUGUCCAAAGAUGUUAGAGUUAUCGCAACUUUGAUGGAGGAUGAGGCUAAAGGCGAUGAAUUGUUAGACGCAGCACGUAGAUUGUGUAAAGCAUUCUCUGAUCUUUUGAAGGCAGCAGAACCAACAAGUAAAGCAAGUCGCCCUCAACUUCUCAACUCAGCAGGUCGGGUUGGUGAAGCCUCCCAAGCAGUACUAGCAACAAUCGGCGAGGAGGAAGAAUACGAUAAAGAGACAGCAGAUAUACUUUUAGCAAUAGCCAAACACGUUGCUAAUGCAGCAGCUUCUUUGGUACUCAAAGCUAAAGAUGUUGCAUCUAAAUGCGAUGACACUGAUCAAGCAAAAGUUAUCGACUCAGCAACCCAAUGUGCAUUGGCAACAAGCCAAUUAGUUACCACUGCGAAGGUUGUGGCUCCAACAAUACAGAACCCUUCUUGUCAAAAACAGUUAACUGAGGCAUGUAAAGAGGUUGCUAGAGCAGUUGAAAAUGUCCUGAAAGCCUGUCAACUGUCCUGCAAGGAUCCUAAGCUUCUUUUGGACUUAAGAGAAGCUGCUGCUGCUGUUACACGGGCGCUCAAUGAACUUUUAGACCAGGUUCGAUUAUAUGGAAGUCAUCGAGCCAAAAAAGUUACCGAAAAUGAUGGGGCAGUUGAUACAAUUAUUGAUGCAACAGAUAAACUGUUCAGUUCCACAGGUGAUGCCGGAGAAAUGGUUAAACAAGCCAAAGUUUUGGCUUCGGCUACAUCUCAAUUGGUUACAGAUAUCAAGGGAAAAGCAGGAACACAACCUGAUUCAGACAUUCAAAAGCGACUUUUAGCUGCUGCCAGAGUUCUUGCUGAUGCUACAAGUCGUCUUAUGGAUGCUGCUAAAGGAUGUGCGACCAAUCCUCAUGAUUCAAAAUCUCAAGCUGCUCUGAAAAAGGCCGCUGAAGAUGUGGUUAAUGCUACUAAUACUGCAGUAUCCAACGCUCUGAGGAAGAAGGUAAUCAAUCGAUUAGAGGUAUGCGCUCGUCAAACUGCCGCCGCAGCAACUCAAAAUAUUGCCGCUAUUCAUGGAUCUGGUUCACACAACAGUAAUAGGAUAUUACAUGAUGAAUUGGAAUUGAUAUGCACCGAAGUUUCUGAUUCAAUGCCUUCUGUUGUCUCCGGAAUCAAAGAUAUUCACAGUCAUCCCGAUGAUCCUGUUGCUCAAAUUCAGUUAAUAAAUGCCUGUGAAGCCUUCAUUGAGCCAACCUCACGAAUGGCCAAUGCUUCUAAGGCCGCAAUACCCAAUAUAAUAGACCCAUCGUGUUCCCUCUCUCUUCGAAACUCUGCUCAAGAGCUUGAUGAAGCAAUUUCUGAACUCAAAGUUAGCUUGACCAAGGCACAAGAAGCAUGUUACACUUCAUUUGAAAUUGAAAAUGCAAUCGAAGCUGUUAAAGAGCUCAUCACUGAAGUAGAUGCCAAUAAAAAAGCUGCUGCUCGAGGAAACCUCAAGCCACUUCCAGGCGAAACUAUUGAACGCUGCAUCACUCAAUUGAGUGUCGAUUGUAAAACUGUCGGCUCUGGAAUGGCUGAGCUUCUAACUGCUGCUUCACAAGGCAAUGAGGUUCAUGUUGGUGCUGCUUCUCGAGAUACAACCAUUGCUCUUCGAGAUAUGACACGUUCUGUCCGAGGUGUUGCUGCUACUUCUAAUGAUCCAGAUUUUCAAGUUCGUACUCUUCAAAAUUCUCGAGAUGUUCUUGAAAAAUCAAUUGAAUUGUUCCAGGAAACUAAAUGGGCUUUGGAAAAUAUGAAUGAUAAAGAGCGACAACCUAGGUUAACAUUUGUAGCUAAAAAUGUUUCCAAUGCUUUGAAUAAUUGUAUGAAUUCAAUGCCAGGCCAACGAGAUAUUGAUGAAGCAAUUAGGACCAUUAGUGAAUCCAAUACAUUAUUUUCAAGUGUAACAUCAGUCUCAAGUUCAACUAAGAAAUCUUAUGCAGAUCUUUCGAACAAUUUGAUUGCUGCAGCCAAUAGAUUGAACGAAUCUGCGGCUGAAAUUGUUGCCAACUCUAAAUCUUCAGUCAACUUGUCUUCGGCUUCAAAACGAUUUACCACUGUUUUUGGUUCCUUCGCAACUUCUGGACUGGAAAUGGUUGCUGGUAUUAAAGACGAGUCGAUAAAAAAAUCAAUGGUUUCCAGUUUACACUCGAUCUCUUCUGGAAGCAGCAAACUUUUAUUAUCUGCUCGAUCCGUUGCCUCUGAUCCACACUCAUUGUCUGCCAAGAAUACGCUUGGAAGUUCUCAAAGAUCUUUGAAUGAUUCCAUCAAUAAUCUAAUCAACUUGUGUUCGACUGCUGCUCCUGGUCAGAAAGAGAUUGACGCUGCCAUCAGACGAAUCCAAAUGGCUCGACCUUUGUUGGAAAAUCCUGUUGAACCAGUCAAUUCUGCAAGUUAUUUCGACUGUCUUGAUACAAUUGUUGAAUAUUCACAUAAACUUCGCGAUAUCAUGACCAAUAUUGGUAAUUCAGCUGAAAAGUGUGACACUGAAACCUUCUGUAACUCUGUUCGUGAUGGAGCCGAUUCAAUUUGUGGUCUAAUUGAAACAUCAGCUCAGUCAGCAUACCUUAUUGCAGCUGCAGAUGCUAGUUCAGUCGCUGGUAGACCUGGUUUAGUUGAUAUAUCAGCUUUCCAUAAAUCUAAUGAUGCGAUUACCGAAGCUUGUUUCCAAUUAUCUCAAAGAUCAUCCAGUCAACAGCAAAUAUUGACUGCUGCAACCGCUAUUGCUCGUCAUACAUCGUCCCUUUGUAAUGCGUGUCGAUUGGCUUCAUCAAAAACAACUAAUCCCAUUGCUAAACGACAUUUUGUUCAAUCAGCUAAAGAUGUUGCCAAUGCCACAGCCGCUUUAGUAAAGGAAAUAAAAUCUCUCGAUUCUCAGCCUCAUUCAGAAGUUGUUCGUAAACUCUGUGCAGAGGCAACCAAACCAUUGAUUGAUGCUGUCCAAAACCUUACUGCUUUUGCCUCUUCAGAUGAAUUUGCUGGAAUUCCGGCUCGAAUAAGCGACAAAGCUCGCUUAGCCCAGUUACCUAUUACUAGUCCAGCUAAACAGACUUGCGACUCUUUCUGUAAUCUUUUAAAUACUUCGAAGGUUUUAAUACUCAACCCACAAGAUGGACCUUCAUGGACCAAAUUAUCAUCUAAUGGAGAAUCGGUUGAUUCAUCGAUUGCUUCGUUGAUUGCGGCUCUUCGAGAAGCUGCACCAGGUCAGAAAGAAUGUGAUAUUGCUAUUGAAAAAUUACGUCGAAAUAUUAGGGAACUUGACUCUUCAGGAAUGAGUUUAAUGAACCAAACUUUAUCCACUCGAGCUGAUCAUUCGUUCAAAACUUAUCGAGAAAUUUUGCAUUCAACUAUAAAUGAAAUCGCUGAUAAAAUUGAUCCUCUUCGAGUGACUGGCAAAUGCGAAGCUGAAAGCUUAGGUCACCGAGUGACUGCAUUUUCAGCAUAUUUUGAUCCAUUAAUCGAUAAUACUAUUGGAGCUGUUUCGAAGGUUACUAAUGGAAGAGUUCAAUCAAAUCUAUUGAGUCAAACCAAAACAGUUUGUGAAUGUGGACUGCAAAUGCUCUUUGCCGUUAAAGAGGCCGGUGGAAAUGCUAAGAAUACCAGUUCACAUGCCGAUAUUGACGAGGCUGGAGAGUGUUUGAAAGAAGCUAUAAAUGAUUUGUCGCACACACUACAAACAACUAGUCCAGGUGCAGCUCAUGUUCCUGUUGUAGUUGACUCGAUUAGCAAAUCAAUUGGGCGAAUGGAUGAAAGAUAUUCGUUCAGUGGUGAUCUCAUUGACCCAAGUUUAAGUUUCGUUGAUUAUCAAACACGAAUGGUUAACAUAUUGAGAGAAAUCAAUCGAAUCGCUCAAGAAAUUAAUACAAAAUCAGUGAAUAAGGAAGUUGACCAGUUAAGCGAGCUCACCAAUAAUUUGGCCACUAACUAUUCAAAUUUAACCUUAAAUACCAUUGGUGCCAUAGGAACUACAUCAAAUUACGAAGUCGGUAAUCGCAUUAAAAGCAGCGUUCAAGAACUAGGCAGUGCAUGCAUUCAGUUAACCAAAGCUACUGGUCCCGUUCAGGACGAUCCAGAUGAUUUUAGAGCUCAAAAAGAUGUAACCGAACAAACUCGAAAUGUUUCUGAAAAAGCUUCCUAUGUUUUGGCUGCCCUUCAAGCUGGAUCAAGAGGAACCCAAGCUUGUAUUAAUGCAGCUUCUGUGGUCUCAGGAAUUAUUGGUGACCUGGAUACAACCAUUAUGUUUGCCACAGCGGGAACCCUUAACCCUGAAGAUCCAAAUGAUACAUUCGCUGCACACCGAGAGAGCAUCUUGAAAUGCGCUAAAGCUUUGGUCGAAGAUACCAAAGCAUUGUUUGUUGGUGCUGCUUCAGAUCAAGAAAAAUUGGCCGAUGCUGCUGGUAACGCUGUUGAAGCUAUCGUCAAACUAAGUGAGGAAGUUAAACAAGGAGCAACUUCAUUAGGAUCCAAAAAUUCAGAAGCUCAGGUAUUGCUGUUGAACUCUGCUAAGGACGUUGCAACUGCUCUAGGUGACCUCGUACUUGCAACCAAAUCAGCCUCAGGCAAGAGUAACGAUGAUCCAACCAUGAUAUCAAUGAAGGAAUCAGCCAAGCACAUGAUAUCAAAUGUAACAUCUUUACUAAAAACGGUUAAAACGGUUGAAGAUGAACAUCAAAGAGGAACUCGUGCUUUGGAGCAAACAAUUGAAGCAAUUAACCAAGAGAUCAGGUUAUUUGAUACCUCUGGACCACCAAAUAAACAUUCAACUCCAGAAGAUUUAGUUCGCAUAACUAAACCCGUUUCAAUUUCAACGGCCAAAGCAGUUGCUGCAGGCAACAGUGGUCGUCAAGAUGACAUUAUUGCUGCAGCCAACAUGGGACGCAAAGCUAUAUUUGACCUUUUGGUCACUACAAAGCAAGCAGCAUUUGCCUCUGAAUCCGGUGAACUGACAUCGCGAACUCUUGAAGUCGGCCGAGGCUGUGCUCUUAAAUAUCGCCAAUUGCUGCAAAUGGUUCGUCAAUGCAUACAACGAGCCAGUGGAGCAACAAGUGAAGAGAAACAGAUUCUCAUUGAAAUGUCUCGAGAUAUUGCCUCGUCGGUAACUGAGAUCGUAAGCUGUGCAGAAAUGCUUAAAGGGUCAGAUUGGGUAGAUCCAGAUGAUCCAACGGUCAUAGCAGAAACUGAGUUGCUUGGAGCAGCGGCUUCGAUAGAUGCUGCAGCCAAGAAAUUAGCAAGUCUACAACCCCGUCGAACCAGUAUUAAGUUACCUCAUGAAGACAUGAAUUUUGAUGAAAUGAUAUUGGAAGCUGCGAAAUCAAUAACAUCAGCCACAGCAGCUCUUUUAAGAGCCGCUUGUGCUGCCCAACGUGAACUUGUUGCUGCAGGUCGACUCUCUAACCAUCCUGUUUCCCGAUCAGACGACGGUGAAUGGUCUGAAGGUUUAAUAUCGGCUGCUCGUAUGGUUGCCGCUGCAACACACAGUCUUGUGGAGGCAGCCAACGCUCUCGUUCAGGGUCAUGCAUCAGAAGAGAAACUAAUAUCUGCAGCUAAACAAGUGGCCGCUUCAACUGCACAUCUCUUGGUUGCUUGUCAGGUUAAAGCUGAUCCCGAUUCCAAAACAAUGUUGCGUCUUCAAGCUGCUGGAAACGCAGUUAAGAAAGCAACUGAUAAUCUUGUCCGUGCUGCUCAACGGGCCAUUGAAGCAGACGAAGAAACAAGUUUAGUCAUCAGUAAUCGUAAGGUUCCAUCGAUAGCUCAAGAAAUAUCAGCUCGUGAAGAAAUCUUGCGAAAAGAACGAGAACUUCACGAAGCUCGAGAUAAAUUAGCAGCAAUUCACAAAGCAAGGUACAAUCAGAAAGGCCGGGAAUAUUAUGAUCUAUCUUAUUCAUCUUAAUUUUAACAUUUGAACCAAAUAAUCUUCGCCAAUUUAAAUAAAUAGAAUCUAAGUCACCGAUUUCAUGCCAUUUUCACCUGAAGAUCUAAUCAACAUUUUCAUCAUCGUCAUCGCCAUAAUUAUCAAUUUUACAAAUUCAUAUUUGAUUUUUGUUCGCUUCCUUUUCUUUCAGCCUCUGUAAUCAUCUUCAUCAUCAUCCUCAUCAACAUUAUGACAUUCACUAACAUCAUUUCAAAAAUAGAAUCAUUAAAUUCAUGAUUAAAGAACUAAAAUACAGAACCAUAACAGCACAUUCGUUACUAAUAAAUAAAGACAUCAUAAUAUUAUUAAACU